Wyeomyia smithii (pitcher-plant mosquito) is the source of this 882-nucleotide messenger RNA. Its product is annotated as serum response factor-binding protein 1-like. The record is from RefSeq and is a predicted model, not a curated record. Lineage: Eukaryota; Metazoa; Arthropoda; Insecta; Diptera; Culicidae. The transcript is spliced from 2 exons. Bases 1 to 882 code for a protein of 293 amino acids.
AUGAGUCAUCCAUCCUCCGGUGUAUCAACGAGAGCGAGUGUCGUGAGCCGAUCGUCGUCACACUUAUCCAAUAGUAUGGCACACUUGCGAGAACGUCAAGAGUUGGAGAGACAACGGACGGAGAUCGCAAUGGAAAAACGUUUCCUACAGGAGCAGCAAAAACUACUUGAGGCUGCGAUUGCUGCUGAAGAAGAGAGAAGAAGCCGUGUAAGCUACGACACCAGCAUGAGAAAAGUCCGCGAAUGGAUCGGAGAUAGCGCGGAUUUGCGAAUUAGCGCGGUAAUACAAACGCCAGAAGUUUUAGCAAAGCUGCGGCAUAAUCCGCAUUCAACUCAGAUUAGCUUUAGAGCUGAAGCGUCUCCCGUGCAGCAGCCUCCCGUGCAGCGGCCUUCAGUGCAACAGUCUACAGUGCAGCAGCUUACAGUGCAGCAGCUUACAGUGCAGCAGCCUUCAGUGCAGCAGCUUUCCGUGCAGCAGCCUUCAGUGCAACAGCUUUCUGUGCAGCAGCCUUUAGUGCAGUCGAUCAUGCCUGUAAUGCAGCCCACCUUGCAACCGUUUCUGCAGCAGCCUGUUGAACAGCCAGUGCAGUCGUCUUUGGGUCACCAGCCAUUCGUACAGCAACAGUUUACAAUGCAGCAAGCUUUCGCAUAUCCCCAACUACCGCAGCCGUCACCUCUGGUACAGUACCCAGGUGCUGUGCAGCCUCGAUUGGCUCCAAUGCCCACAAAACAGAAUUCCUUUGUGCAGCAGCCACUAAUGCAACAUUCAUCGACUGAACCUUAUCAAGAACUGCCGGAACUGGAACCUACGAUUUCCAACUUGAGCCAAAGGGAAAGUGACCCUGUGCCAACACAACAACAGCUUACGUCACGUCAAUCGUGA